GUCAGAUAAUCAUGAAGCUGGCUUUCUGAGUUCCUGAAGACGACAGAGUAAAUGCAGCAUGGACAGGUCCAAUCAGACCUCCCCAGGGGUGGGGUUCAUUCUCCUGGGCCUCUCUGCUCACCCAAAGCUGGUGAGUACAUUCUUUGUGCUCAUCCUGCUGAUGUACCUGGUGAUCCUGCUGGGUAACGGGGUCCUCAUCCUGGUGACCAUCUCUGACCCCCACCUGCACACCCCCAUGUACUUCUUCCUGGGGAACCUCUCCUUCCUGGACAUCUGCUACACAACCUCCUCCGUGCCCCUCAUUCUGGACAGCUUCCUGACCCCCAGGAAGACCAUCCCCUUCUCGGCCUGCACCGUGCAGAUGUUUCUCUCCUUUGCUAUGGGGGCCACGGAGUGUGUGCUUCUGGGCAUGAUGGCGUUUGACCGCUAUGUGGCCAUCUGCAAACCCCUUAGGUAUCCUGAGAUCAUGAGCAAGGCUGCCUACGUGCCCAUGGCUGCAGGCUCCUGGGCAGCUGGAAGCUCCACUGCCAUGGUACAGACAUCCCUAGCAAUGCGACUGCCCUUCUGUGGGGACAACAUCAUCAACCACUUUACCUGUGAGAUCCUGGCUGUCCUGAAGCUGGCCUGUGCCGACAUCUCCAUCAAUGUGAUCAGUAUGACAGUGGCCAACGUGGUCUUCGUAGGCAUCCCACUCCUGUUCAUCUCUUUCUCCUACGUGUUCAUCAUGGCCGCCAUCCUGAGGAUCCCCUCAGCAGAGGGGAGGAGAAAGACCUUCUCCACCUGCUCUGCCCACCUCACCGUGGUGGUCGUCUUCUACGGGACCAUCCUCUUCAUGUACGGGAAACCCAAAUCCAAGGACCCUCAGGGGGCAGACAAACAGGACCUUUCAGACAAGCUCAUCUCCCUCUUCUAUGGGGUGGUGACCCCCAUGUUCAACCCCAUCAUCUACAGCCUGAGGAACAAGGACGUGAAAGCCGCUGUGAAGAACCUGGUAUUUCCCAAACAUUUCGCCCAGUGAUGGAGGACAAGUCCCGAUGGACCUCUGCUCUCUAGCUUCUCCCACCUGAGAAUCUCAGAGUUCAAGAUGAAGGGCCAACUACAUCAAAGGUGACACAGGCAAGUCUAAUUCCACAGAAUGGCUCUGUGUGAACAGAAAACGUUUUAUGAGACUUUUCCCCACCUCAUUCUACAAGCAGUUCUACAACAGUAUGUUCCUAUUGGCAAAGCCUCAUAGUUCUCUAUCUCUGUGAUGCAUAGUGAACAAAUCGAUGU
Molecule: messenger RNA, 1272 nt
Organism: Pipistrellus kuhlii (Kuhl's pipistrelle)
Lineage: Eukaryota; Metazoa; Chordata; Mammalia; Chiroptera; Vespertilionidae
Product: olfactory receptor 13C7-like
Exons: 1
Coding region: 59-1018 (319 amino acids)
Biological process (GO): G protein-coupled receptor signaling pathway
Cellular component (GO): membrane
Molecular function (GO): G protein-coupled receptor activity; olfactory receptor activity
Source: RefSeq, a predicted model, not a curated record